AUGGCGCAGGAGUCCAUUCGCGUGAUCUGCCGCAUGUUGGCACCCGAUGGCUCCGCGACGCCCGGGAUCCGUGUCAAAAACCGCCAGGUUGAAACCAUCGAACCGGCGGGCACGUACACGUUCGAUGGCCCAAUCGGGAUGCGAAACACUUCGCAGAAGGAAAUCUACGAGAUGCUGGCGCGCCGCGUGGUUGACGGGGUCACUAUCGGCUACAACGGCACGGUUUUCGCGUACGGGCAAACCGGGAGCGGUAAAACUCAUACAAUGGUCGGGCCUUCCGAAAUCGCCAACCUUGCCGAAAUAGCUGAGGAGGAUUGCGGCAUCAUCCCGCAGGCGAUCAAGCAGCUCUUCUCUUUCGUGCAGUUGAAAACAAAAGAGUUGGGAAGUGGCGCCUUCAACUCCUUGAUCGAAGUUCAGUAUCUGCAACUCUACCAGGAGGUGUGGUACGAUUUGCUGAAUGGGAACGAGUUGGUCAAGCCGCGUGGUGGCGUCAUCGCCGCCAGCCGGCACACAGUGAUUUGUGCUGCAGAUGCUCUGAAGUUGUUGCAAAACGGCUGGAGCUCCAGGCAAACCGCCGAGACGGCGAUGAAUCGCACCUCGAGUCGCUCGCACUGUGUCUUCGUCCUCGACCUGACAACCGAAAAUCUGAACGAUGAGCUCGUGCUGCGCAGCUCGGCACGGCUGAAUCUCGUCGAUCUGGCUGGAAGUGAGAGAGUCGCCCACACCGGCACUCAAUACGGCAGCGAACAGUUCAAGGAGGGUGUCGCAAUUAACCAGAGCUUAUCGGUACUCUCCAAUGUCAUCCGGCAACUAUCAAAGGGCGCGUCGUUUGUCAACUACCGCGAUUCGCAGCUGACACUGUUCCUCAAGGAUAGCCUGGCCGGAAGUGCGAGGACCGCCAUCCUAGUCACCGCUCGAAAUGAGAAAGACCAUAUUGCCAAUACGGUCUCUACGCUGAACUUCGCGAGCUGUUGCCGCAACAUCAAGAGCAAGCUUAACGCAAACGUCAAGGUCACUGGCGAGUCUGUGCUGGCUCUCAACAACAAGGUCAACCGUCUGAACCAGGAGCUUAUCAACCAGCGGACCACUAUCACCAACGAAAUGGAGCAACGGUACGCCCAGAUGUCUGAAGACUACAGGGUUCUCAAGGAAUCGCACGGCGCCCUUGAAAGAAGGCUGGCAGCGACGGACGAGAAGUGCCGAUUGCAGCAAGACAAAAUGGCCAUCUUCGCUUCGCCUGUUCGCAGACAAGCCGACACUCCGCAAGCAAAGCUCCGCCGCAGGACAAUGUUUGCUCCAGCGGACGUCGUUGAUCGAGCACAGGGCAACAGACUUCUCUCAUUCGACAACGAUGAGUACCCGGAGCACAUGCGAUAUGCGGAGAAUGCCGCUCGGAUGGAAGCUGACAACGAUAAGGACGACGCCGAAAUGUUGAACAACCAACUGCAGCAGAAACUUGAUGAACUUGAGACGGAACUCUGCCAACGCUCUUCGACCAUCACGGAGCUUCAGCAAAAGUGUGCCGCUGGCGAAGAACAACACCGCGCAGAACUCGAAGCCCUGCAGAAGAACAUGAGCCGGGCCGCGGAGGAAGCCAAUGAAGCCAAGGCAAACGCGGAUCGCUUGAAAACCGAGUGGGCCACAUAUCGCCUCACUGCGGGCCGCGACUUGGAUCAUCUUCGUGAUCAGAACAAGGCGGCCAUGCAAAGGAUCGAAGAAAUGGAAGAGGAGCGUGAGGAGCUGCGCGUGGCCAAGGAACGCCUUGAAGCGUCCCUUCACAAAGCCAACGAAAACGCCCAGAAGUCUCUUGACGAGGAGCGCAAGCACCACAAGAUGAAGCUCGAGGAAUUGAUCAAGUCGCACGAAGCGGAGUUGAAGAAGGAGCGGGCGCGUCUCGACAAGAUGGAAGAACUUCAUCGCAAGACAAUCCAAGGCCUAGAACUGAACUUGAAGCGACAAAUCGAUGAGAAGGAUGCCGCCGGAAAGAGGCAGACCAUCGACUUCCAGAACGAAGCCAACAUCUUUCGAGAUCGGGUCGAGAAUCUCGAGACGCAGCUCACCGAAGUGAAGAAACAGCUCGUCGACAACAAAAACGCCCAGUCGAGGGCUCAAGAUGACCUGAAGGCGAAGCUAGACGAGAUUGCCGAAGAGCGCGACCAGUACGAGCAGCAGUACCGGGAGAAGGAAGGCGAAGCGCUGGCAGAGAAAUCUCGUGCCGAUGAGCUCAAGGCGCUGCUCGAUGUCUCGGAACACGGGCAUCGUGCGGCCGUGAAGGAAUGUGAGGAAUGGCGAAAGAAGGUCGUGGAACAAGUCGGGCAUUCCAACCCGAACCAGAAGAUCUCGAUGAUGCAAAAGAUGAACGACGAGCUCGGUGUGCUGAAGAGAAAGUUUGCCGCAACGACUGCCGCCUUAGACAGGGCGAACAAGGUGCUGCUCGACAACGCGCUCCCCAUCGUGCGAGUCCCUCGCUCGUGCAACAACAAGGAAAACGUGCCACCUUCGUUGCUACGCGCGCCGAAUUUGAAAAUGACGGACGAUGAUGUCUGGGACGACUUUCGUCUAGAUGCUGCUGAUGAGCCGCCGACCAAUGCUGAGGUCGGGUACGAUGGGCCGACGACCGACAUUUCUGCUCCAGGCUUCGAAGCUAACCCAGCUGGUGAGGAUAACCGGAACGAAUUUUUGGCGGCCGAUCAAACCCAGCUACCGAUGUCGGUCGAUCUGGGUGAAGACUUUUCAAUGGACCAAGACGAUAAGGCCAGCUGCGAUUCCGAUAUCGCUCACCUCAUCGAGUUAUCGCAACUGCGCUCGAGGGCCGAGUCGGAGGAACGCCUGGUGGCGACUCCGCCUGCCAAAUCACGCUCUUAUCCUGCACUACCAGCCGAGGAGCCCGUCGUCGCGUUUACCGCCGAUGCUAACGAAAUUGUGGACCUUGGCUAUGACCCCUACGCGGAUAUGGAUGGCAGUGACGAGGGAUAUCACAUCCCAAUCGACGGCUACGGCCACAAUGCAAUCGGAGGCCGCGACACUGAAGAUGGCAGCUCGACCCCAUCGCUGGCCGGAGAAAAACCCCUCGGCGAUGAGGAGAUUUUCUUGCCCAACACGCCGCGCUACGAUUUAUUGACGCCUGGUCAUACCUCUGAUAGCCAGAGCUCCAUCGAACGCGAUUCCAUAGACCCGCAAGCUUACUAUCGAGGAAUGGCACCGGUCGACGGUCGUCCGGCAGAAACUACGACCGAGGCUCAAUGGGCUGGCCACAUCCCCACCGCACAGCUUGUUCACCUACAACAGAUGGCACCUCAAGGAUACGGCAACCGAUGCCCAUCCACAGACUACAAAGAAGAAGUGAACCAGCAACCAUGCGCCGGAUCAAAGGAGAUUUCGAAUCCUGAAUCGACCCCAACCGAGCCGAACCCAGCUCCUCAAUUCGCCGCGGCAAACACUAUCGUCGGCAACCAAGACAUUUUUCUUAAUCAGCAGCCCGAUUACGACGAUGACGACAAUGACGGCCCGCCUGCACAGAAGCCUGCGGUCAGUGGAUUUGCCUCCAGCUUCUGCAGGAACUUGGAUCUCGCUUCGACGCCGUCUCUACAAUCCACGGCUCAAAAGCCACCCUCGGAGAGCGGGACGGCGAGCAGUGCCGGGAUUCCCGUCGCCUUGCGACCGCUGGGUGCAGAAGACGUUCAACCAAGGAGUGCCUUCAUUUCCGGAUUCCCCGCCGACAUCCCAUCGCCGGCGCCUGUUAUCCCGUCAAUUGUUCCGGUGAAUAUGGCGUCGCCAGCAAAAGACGCCGGAACAACGUUCGCUACGAAAUGGCUAACCCAACAGCAGCCCGCAAGCCCAGCCGCGGCCGUGUUUCAGAAUUUGCAAGGCAACGAACGCCCAUGGCAAGCACUCAACAAACAGCCCGCCCCUCAACACGCUCCCCUCAUCAAGGCCCCAGCUCAGCCCGUCACCCCGGCCGCGUCGGAACAGCCUCAACAAUCUGCUCCCGCACCCGAUGCGCUGGUUUUUCGAAAUUAUUUGGCUGGCGGCGCCAAACCAGUCUCGAGGCCGUCGGCGCUAUAUGAGAUGAUGGCUGGUUGCGGGCUGCCAAAGGAGGUCCCGAAAUGGCAGCAACCGGAGAAGAAGGACACCAGCCCGGUCUUCAACAAGAAUCUGGAUCUUCCAGAGUUGAGCGACAGUGAAUUCGAGGGCCAGGAAGACGGUGAUGAGCCAGAGACCGAUGAUGAAUUUACUCCGUUCAAAAAUUCGAAGGAACGCACCAAAAACAACCUCCGAGUAUGGUUUCAAAAGGGCCCGACCAUGCCGUCUUCCGCCCCGGUCACCGCCGAUGUCUCCGUUGGCGAACCUCGUCUCGUUGACAGCUCGCUUCACAUAUACACGUCAACCGACUGGAAGACGGGCGUGUGGGUGAAAUCGGUGGAUAAAGGAGGCAAGCAGCGAGAGUUGGUCAUCUACCAGCGCAAUCGCCCCGAAUCGGUGCAGCUGCUGACGACCGAGUACGGCUUUUUCACAAAGCGCAAGAUCUACUGGAGGCGGACCAAUGAUGAAAGGAUUGAGAUGCACGUUUGCCCAGCACCCUCACCACUCAACCAUUCCUUCCAAAUCAACCCUCAGCGCUGUUUCAGCAUCUAUGUUGUCGGCGUUUUUGGGAUGUACGACCUGGAGAAGUGGGCCAUCUACCUGAAGGACGACGGCGAGAGCCCGUUGAGGCACGAGAAAUUUAUCAUCUGGACAGAUGAGUUCGGGAUCCUGCGACCGACAUUCGAGUCCAUCCGUAGCUUCCACAAUACGAUGAUGGCGUCGUUAUGCCCUCUGCAGCUAUGUUCACUGCAAAUCCGCGUGGAUUUCCGUCGUAAUGGCGCCGACGAGGUGCUCGUCUUUUCAGAGCCGUCAAUCAUAAAUUUCAACGCUAUGAGUAAGCGUCUGACGGUGCACACCUCGUUGCCGCGUGAUGUCCAGCGCCAUCGUAACCUCAGAUUCGACUGUCUGCGCUUUGAGCCGCCGGCCAGUGGUGCCCCGAAUGAGCCACUGUACUAUUUCAACAGCCGUGCCUCGCCGGACCUCGAGUUUGUGUGCGUCAGGAACCUGGCCAGUCCAGAUAUGGAUCAAUUACUUCUCGACGGGCAUCCGCGCUUCCAUGGUCUCUUCUAUCCGGAUGGUCAGGCCGUACAACCCGGCAAACGCCUUCGAAUGCGUGGACUGAUUGUGGGAGCGAAAGACUGGAUCAUGAAGGUGUCGGAGGGGCAACUCGUCGAACAAUACCGAUUGCACGAGGAAUUGGUGGCCAGUCGACGGAUCGCUUUUGGCGACGAUGCUGACGACGCCCGCUGC
Mesorhabditis spiculigera is the source of this 5334-nucleotide messenger RNA. Lineage: Eukaryota; Metazoa; Nematoda; Chromadorea; Rhabditida; Rhabditidae. The record is from the annotation of a GenBank genome assembly.